Messenger RNA from Cuscuta campestris, 1957 nucleotides. NCBI's taxonomy places the organism in Eukaryota, Viridiplantae, Streptophyta, Magnoliopsida, Solanales, Convolvulaceae. The record is from the annotation of a GenBank genome assembly.
CUUUACUACUCCCUCCGUCUCACUGUGUUUGUCCACUUACCUUUUGGCACACCAUCCAAAUUGAUAUCUUAUUGAUAUACCAAAUUUGUAAAUAAAAUAAUUUAAAAAAAUAGAAAAUUUUAUUUCAUAACCCGCAAUUUUUGUAAUCAAAUUGGGUACGAAGGGAGCAUAUGUGAGGUGGAACGAAGUGAGGCAUGGAAUAUUGUGCACCACUCUAUAGGCAACAACCGAACAACACAAGGGGAUAAAUGCACGAGGAGUAGAUUAACCACCAUUGACAAGAUCCGAAAAUGGAGCCUUCCUCAAAUGAGCGCCACGUUGCAGUUCUCGCCUUCCCCUUCGCCACCCACCCCGGCCUACUCUUCGGCCUCGUGCGCCGCCUCGCCACGGAGGCGCCGGCCACGACGUUCACCUUCUUCAGCACCCCCAGAUCCAACGCGAAAGUGUUCGCUGCCCCGGGGACGCCGGGGAACGUCAAGCGGCGCGACGUGCCCGACGGCGUCCCGGAAGGGCACGUGUCCGGCGGGAGAGGGCCGGAGGUGGAGAUCGGCAUGUUCUUGAAGGCGGCGCCGGGGAGUUUCAGGGAAGGCGUGGCCGCCGCGGAGAGGGAGUCCGGCCGGAAGGUCGGGUGCGUAGUGGCGGAUGCGUUCUUGUCGUUCGCCGGCGACGUGGCGGCGGAGUUGGGCGUUUCGUGGGUCCCAGUGUGGACCUCCGGUGCUGGCUCGCUGCUGCUCCACGUGUAUACGGACUUCAUCAGGCAAACCAUUGGACUGAAAGGAAUUGCGGGUCGCGAAGAUGAAAUUGUCACAUUCAUUCCCGGGUUUCCCGAACUCCGCCUGGGUGACAUACAAAGCGGAAUCGUCGCCGGGAACUUAGACUCGCCGUUCGCCGUCAUGAUACACACCAUGGGCCGUGCUCUGCCGAGAGCCACCGCGGUGGCCAUCAAUUCCUUCCGCGACUUGGACCCCGACAUCGUGAGCCUCCUAAAGACAAAGCUCUCCAACUUCCUCAAUGUGGGCCCCUUCAACGUGACGUCCCCGCCCCCGCCGCUCUCCGCGAAGGCCGACGAGGACUGCGUCCCGUGGCUCGACGGCCUGCCGGAAAAAUCCGUGGCGUACUUAGCCUUUGGGACGGUUUCGGUCCCGCCGCCAGAGGAGCUGGCGGCGGUGGCAGAGGCCUUGGAGGAGACCAAGACCCCUUUUCUAUGGUCACUUAGGGAGGACUUGACUUGCAAUUUGCCAAAAGGGUUUAUGGAAAGGACAAAAGAGUAUGGGAAAAUAGUCCCUUGGGCGCCUCAAGUGAGGGUUUUGGGACACGGGUCAGUUGGCGUGUUCGUGAGUCACGGCGGGUGGAACUCGGUCCUAGAGAGCAUCACGGCCGGGGUGCCCUUAAUUUGUAGGCCAUUCUUUGGGGAUCAUUUUCUCAACUCUUGGAUGGUGGAGAGAGCGUGGAAAAUUGGGGUGAAGGUUGAGAGAGGGGUUUUCACCAAGGAUGGGACAAAGGGUGCCCUUGAAUUGGUCCUAAGGAGUGACCUUGGGAAGGGUCUCAAAGGGCAAGCUGAAGUGUACAAGGACCUUGUCCAUAAAGCUGUAGGGCCAAAUGGGAGCUCGACGCAGGACCUCAUCACUUUGACAAAGAUCAUCAGUGGAUGAAGUUGUCCAAAAUCCGUUUUUUAAAAUUCCUUGCUCAUAAUAAAAUCGUGGUUUCGGAUAGGUUUUGACAAUAAAUCCCAGCUUUUGCUUUGGAUAAAAGCACUUUGUAAUGUUUAAGAAUUUCUGAUUUUCAUUUUUUUUCUAGAUCAAGAGACAAAAAAGUAUGAGCUGAAAAAUAUUUCGUAUCUCUGAGUUUGAUUUUAUUGUCAAGAUAAUCACUUUUGCAAAUUUAUACUCCCUCCGUCCCAUUUUAAAUUGCCUAUUUAUCUUUUUUCUCUGUCCCAAAAUAAGUUGUCUGUUAGUUG